This is a messenger RNA of Entelurus aequoreus (snake pipefish), 3263 nucleotides long. RefSeq names its product dipeptidyl-peptidase 6a (gene dpp6a). Gene Ontology annotation, biological process: proteolysis. The coding region runs from base 176 to 2674 and encodes 832 amino acids. The transcript has 27 exons. Gene Ontology annotation, molecular function: dipeptidyl-peptidase activity; serine-type peptidase activity. Lineage: Eukaryota; Metazoa; Chordata; Actinopteri; Syngnathiformes; Syngnathidae. The record is from RefSeq and is a predicted model, not a curated record.
UCACAUCCCUACUGACUCACUCGACGUGGAGGCGCGCGGCUCUCAGUCGGUGCACGUCGACAGUGCGGCUCCACCUUUCUCUCCGAACCAUACAACUUCUUGUCGUCCGACACAGGACAUUUUUGUGGCCGUCAGCGACUUUUUGUUUCCGAGUGACAACUUUGAAGUUGUUGGCAUGAAUCAAACUGCGGGAGCCACCAACGCUUACCGGAGAUGUUCCAAAGGGGGGAAGUGUCUAGAUCAGGGGUCCCCAAACUACGGCCCGGCAGCGUCCAAAAUCCGGCCCGCGGAGCUGGUGGGCAGCAACCCGCCGCAGAGGAACUGGAAGGGAAUAGCGAUCGCCCUCCUUGUCAUUCUGGUCAUCUGCUCGCUGAUCGUCACCUCUGUCAUCCUGUUGACGCCAGGUGAAGACGACCGACUCGCUCUCAAGGGCAAAGUGACCGUCGGGGACCUCUUCAGCAAAGACUUCAAAGUUCAUGACCCAAACGCUCGAUGGAUCAGCAACAAUGAGUUGUUGUACCGGGACCGCGAGGGCGACGUGGUGUGGUUCAACGUGGACACCCAUGAGAAGACCAUCUUGGUGCAUCACAAGAAGUUUGAAAUGUACAAAGCCAGCAAGUAUGAGGUGUCGCCCGACAUGAAGCACGUCCUGCUGGCCUACAACGUGGCACGGGUGUACCAGUACUCCUACACAGCCUUCUACAUCAUCUGCAGCCUGGAGACGCCGGAGACGUGGAACCUGAACCCACCUGAGGUCCGCAACGCACAGCUGCAGUACGCCGGCUGGGGCCCGGAGGGUCAGCAACUGAUCUUCAUUUUCGAGAACAACAUCUACUAUCGCUCCACAGUGGAGAGCCGCUCCAUUCGCCUGGUGUCCUCUGGCAAGGAGGGGGUCAUCUUCAACGGGCUCAGCGAUUGGCUGUACGAAGAGGAGAUUUUCCGCUCCCACGUCGCCCACUGGUGGUCUCCGGAUGGCGCGAGGUUAGCGUACGCUACCAUCAACGACAGCCUGGUGCCCAAGAUGGAGCUGCCCAUGUUUACUGGCAUGCCGUACCCCACGGGGAAGGAGUACCACUACCCCAAGGCUGGAGAGGAGAACCCGGUUAUCACUUUGUAUGUGGUCAACCUGAAUGGUCCUCUUCACACCAUCGAGAUGAGGAGACCUGAUGACCCAAGAUUAAGAGAGUUCUACGUGACCAUGGUGAAAUGGGCCACCACCACCAAACUGGCUGUCAACUGGCUGAACCGAGCGCAGAACAUCUCCAUGCUGACGCUGUGUGAGGCCACCACGGGCGUCUGCACCAAGAAACACGAGGAUGAAAGCGAGGGGUGGCUCCACAGACAGAACGAGAAGCCGCUGUUUUCCAAAGACGGUCUGAAGCUGUUCUUCACGCGGGCCAUCCCACAAGGAGGCCGCGGAAAGUUCUUCCAUAUCUCCAUGUCCAUCUCGCAGCCCAACACCAGUAUGGACACGCUGCAGUCCAUCACGUCCGGAGACUGGGACAUCACAGAAGUCCUGGCCUACGACGAGGAGAGCCAGCUCAUAUACUUCCUCAGCACAGAAGCCGGCCCUAAGCAAAGACAUCUGUACAGCGCCGACACUUUUGGCUCGUUCAACCGCCGCUGCUUGACGUGCGACCUGUCCGACAGCUGCGGCUACAUCGGCGGCUCCUUCUGCCACAACAUGGGCUACUUCCUGCUACACUGCCAAGGCCCAGACGUCCCAUUCCUGUCCAUUUUCCAGACGCAAAGAGACGAUGACGCUGUGGAGAGCCAAAACACAGAGCGUCUGAUUGAAGUCCACAAACUGGAGACCAAUGAAAUGCUGAAGCUGACGCUGGAUAACAUGCAGAUGCCCAUAGUGGAAUACCAUCAGAUCGACAAAGACGACUACACUUUGUCAAUGCAGAUCCUCAAACCUGCAGGCUUUGUGGAAACCUCCCACUACCCUCUGCUGCUGCUCAUCGACGGCACACCUGGUGGCCAGAGCGUGUCGGAGCGCUUCCACAUGGACUGGGCCACGGUGCUGGUGAGCAGCUUCGGCGCCAUUGUGGCACGUUGUGAUGGGCGCGGCAGCGGCUUCCAGGGCACCAACUUGCUGCACCGCAUCCAGAAGAAGGUGGGCGUGCUGGAGGAGCAGGACCAGAGGGACGCCAUAAACAGUGACAUUCUGAAUAAGCCCUACAUUGACAAGACCAGGGUGGGAGCAUUUGGAAAGGAGUAUGGAGGCUACAUCACAAGCUUGUUGCUCAGCGAUGACCUUUCUCCUGCCAGAUGCGGUGCCGUCCUCUCGCCAAUCACCGACUUUGAACUGCACGCAUCAGCUUUUUCGGAGCGAUAUCUUGGAAUGCCAAAGCCCGACCCGAGGGCAUACACGAUGGCCAAUUUAGCGCACCGGGCGGCUCAGUUCCUCGACAAGAAAUUUCUCAUCAUCCAUCCGACAGCAGACGAAAAAGUCCAUUUCCAGCAUACGGCAAAACUGAUUGCUCAGCUAAUCCAUGAAAAGGCCAACUACACUUUACAGAUCUACCCAGACGAAGGCCACUUCAUCCACAACGAGGGCACCCGGCAGCACCUCAGUCAGUCGCUGGUCAACUUCUUCGAGGAGUGCUUCAGGCUACCAGAGAGACUCUUUGAAGAGGAGCUAGAUGAAGAGAACGAAGACGAAGGUUAGCUCGACUGACCACCCCCGUCCUCUAAAAUACACGCCUCGGCCAGAUUAGUCAACAUGUCCAAGCACAAGAAUGGUGUCCUCAAUAUUAUGCAACUACAGCAUGCUGGACUUAAGACUGCCUCUGGAGCAGCCGAGGAUCUCCUCCCAUCGCUCACCUUGGUUCUAUUCUUCUUCAUCAUCGUCUGUCUUUGGACCUCCAAUCCGAAAAAUCUCCACGGAGUGAGAGUGACACUUUGGAAUAUACUGAUCCGUUAAUGUGCGACAUGAUGGACGAGCCCCUGAGCAGUGGUGGAAACAGCAGGACUUGCGCUGUGUAAGGGAAAGAACACUUUUAAAAACUUGUAUAAUGAAAAAAAUCUGUUGGUAGCAUUCAUCAAACGGUGUCUGGAACUCUGCGGGUCCAGGAAGCGUUGCUGUUUUCUAACGUUGUGAUGAAGUUUCCAUGUUGGACCGUGCUUUUUGUCGAUUGUUCUCAGUGUAUGUAAAGUAGCACACUAGCAUCCACGCAGCUAUUCAAGCAUUUUUUUAAAUUUUUUUUUACAUUUCCACCAUGUAGUCAUCUAUAACUGGAUAAAAAUUCCUUUACUUG